Messenger RNA from Rubroshorea leprosula, 5251 nucleotides. NCBI's taxonomy places the organism in Eukaryota, Viridiplantae, Streptophyta, Magnoliopsida, Malvales, Dipterocarpaceae. The record is from the annotation of a GenBank genome assembly.
AUAACAGAUUAUUAAAAUCUACCUCUGCUCCCCUCGUUAUUUACGAAGAUAGAAAUGGAUUACGAGACUCUCUUAAUCCCCUUCCACUUCCCCCAAGCGAGGUUCCUGUUCAAGGACCAGAGGCUUCCAGUGCCAAUCUUGGACUCGACACUAGCCCAGAUCCUACUGGGAAUCUCAAAUCAGAGUGAUUGGAUGGUGAAGAUCAUUUCAUGGAACUGCCGUGGGGCAGCAAAACAUAAUUUUCAUAGCAGUGCCAUGGAUUUGAAACGCACUCAUAAUCCUGCUAUUAUGCUGGUUGUUGAAACUAAAUUAUCUGGAGAAGAUGCUCGAAGCCAAGCCGCUUCUCUUGGAUUUGCUAAAUCCUUUGUGGUGAACUCUAAUGGGCUUGCUGGAGGGCUAUGGCUUUUAUGGGAUGAUGCUGCAGUUGUGGUGGACAUUGUCUCUUAUAGCGAUCAAGCCAUUCAUGCAAUUAUUAAGGUAUGUAAUAACCCUUCUUUUCCUAUUGAUUGGUUUCUUUCUGGUAUUUAUGGUAGGCCCCAAAUAGCUACUAGAACUCUUUUAUGGAAUGAACUAUCUACUAUUGCUGAAAACAUAUCUAUGCCUUGGAUGAUGAUUGGGGAUUUCAAUGAUGUUUUAGACCAAAGUGAGAAAUUUGGUGGUAAUAGAAUAUGUCAAGCCCGUGUCCGGGCUUACUUGGAGUGCAUGAACAAUUGCAACAUGAUUGAUCUGGGGUUUGUGGGUAAUAGAUUUACUUGGGUUAACAUGAGAUUUUCGCACCAUCUUAUUCGAGAAAGGCUUGAUCGGGCUUGGGCAAAUCCUGAGUGGAAAUUGCUAUUUCCCGAAGCUACUCUCUUUCAUCUUCCACGGACUAGUUCUGAUCAUUGUCCAAUCUUGCUUGAUCUUAAGCCAUUUACUCAUCGCACAGGUUCUAGACCUUUUCGUAUGGAAAAAUUCUGGCUUGAUCAUCCUGAAUUUCAAGCUCUUAUUCAACAAAUUUGGUCAUCUAAUAACUCCAACACAUCUGAUUGUUUGGAUACCUCUAUGAAGCAAGCAAGGAUUUGGAGUCGAAAUACUUUUGGGAAUAUUUUCAAAAGAAAGCAAAAGCUCCUUUCACGACUUGCUGGUAUUCAAAAGUCUACUUCCUAUAAUUUUUCUCACUUCCUUUGGAAUCUUGAAAAGGAGCUUAUUCAAGAAUUUGAGCGUGUGCUUAAAUUAGAGGAGGAUUUAUGGUUCAUGAAAUCUAGAACCAAUUGGAUUGUCGAGGGGGAUAGGAAUACCAAAUUUUUCCAUCUAUCCACUAUUAAACACCGAUCAAAGAACAGGAUCCUUGGGCUUAAGAACCUUGAUCUUUUCUCCACCACACUUGAUCAUUCCUUUAUGGACUCUUUUCGAACUGUUCAACUUUCUAUUGACGAGUCCCUUAGUUUGGACUCUCUCAGUGGAAUUCCCUCCGAAGUUGAAAUUUUGAGAGCAGUUAACUCUAUGAAGCCUUAUAAAGCUCCUGGCCCGGAUGGUACCCACCCUUUCUUUUAUCAAAAACUUUGGGCUGUGGUUAAGGAUAAAGUUUGCAAUGAUAUCAAACAGAUAUUUCAGGAGAGUUCUAUUCCAGAAAAGUGGAAUGAGUGCCUGUUGGUCCUUAUUCCUAAAGUUAAAUCCCCUGAAACUAUUCAACAAUAUAGACCUAUUGGGCUGUGUAAUACCUCUUACAAAAUUAUUUCCAAGAUUCUUGUUCAUAGAUUGAAGCCUUGGAUGGAUAAACUUAUCUCCCCCUGUCAAUCAAGUUUUAUCCCAGGUAGACAAGGUAUGGAUAAUGUUCUUAUUCUUCAAGAAUUAGUUUAUUCUUUCAAGAAGAAGACAGGUAAAGUUGGGGAUAUGAUAUGCAAACUAGAUUUAGAGAAAGCUUAUGAUAGGCUCGAGUGGAGCUUUAUUCGGGAGGCUUUGCUUUUCUUCAAGUUCCCAAUGGAGAUCAUUAAUCUUAUUAUGUCAAUGGUUUGUUCUUCAUCUAUUUCUGUUCUUGUGAAUGGAGACAAAACUGAAUCUUUUCUCCCAACUAGAGGCAUCCGUCAAGGUGACCCCCUUUCUCCAUAUUUGUUCAUUAUUUGCAUGGAGUUUUUAUCUCUUAAAAUAUCUGCUGAUAUGGAGGCUGGGCACUGGAAAGGUUCUAAGGCGGGUAGGAGAGGGCCUUUGCUCUCUCACUUGUUCUUUGCAGAUGAUAUUAUAUUCAUUGGUAAGGCUACCCCUCAAAAUUGUGUUUACUUGAAAAACCUCUUGGAUUUUUUUUGCAGUAGAUCUGGCCAGCGGGUGAAUCCUGCUAAAUCAAGGAUUUUCUUCUCCAAAAAUGUGUCUAUUAACAAUAGGGAGUCCCUUUCUGCUAUCUUGGGCUUUCCUUGCACAGAGGACCUUGGUACCUAUCUAGGUAUUCCCAUCUCGGCAAAAAAGAUUUCUAAAGGUAAGUGUCAAUUUAUUAUUGAUAGAGUGAGAGCUAAACUUGCUGGAUGGAAGUCCAGAUUCCUUUCUUUGGCAGGUCGUGUCACCCUCACUUCUUCGGUCUUAGCGGCUAUCCCUAAUUACUAUAUGCAAACCAUGCUUUUACCUGCUUCAGUUCAUACUGAGUUAGACCAAAUAUCUCGAAAUUUCAUUUGGGGAUCAGAAGAUAACCAAAAGAAGAUUCAUCUAGUUGGGUGGCAGUCUGUCACCCAACCUAAGGAUCUUGGAGGGCUGGGACUCAAAAGUUCCAAGGAAGCUAACGUAGCAGCAAUGAGUAAACUCAACUGGAGAUUGUACACGGAGAAGGAUAAACUGUGGUGUAAUAUUUUUCGCAGCAAGUAUAAUCUCUCUGAUUGUCAUUCCCCCCUCCCUGCAUCUGGCUCUCCCAUUUGGAAAGCCAUUAUUAAGGGAUAUGAUAUUUUUAAGGCUGGAAUUAAGUGGAUUCCACAAUCUGGUGGGAAUGUGAGAUUCUGGACUGAUUGUUGGUGUUGUGAUAUCCCACUUAUUUCUUGGAUAUAUGGUCCUCAUACUCCUGGCUUCGAGCUCAUCACUGUUGCUGAAUUUUUCAAUGUUGGUGCAUCCGCUGCUGAUCUUAUUGCUUAUCCCAUUCCUAUCGACAUUGAACCCUUUAUCCAUGCUGUUCCUAUAUCUCUUUUUGCUUUAAGAGAAGACACUUUUGCUUGGGUUGGUAGCUCUAAUGGGUCUUUCUCAUCUGCCUCUGCUUAUUGUAUUACAAAGCAUCUCCCUCUUAAGCCUUUGGAGGAUUGGAGAUGGGUGUGGAAAUCUUAUACUUACCCAAAAAUUCAAUACUUCCUUUGGUUGCUUGCCCAUGAUCGUCUAAAAUGCUUCUCCUAUUUACAUAGACUCGGUAUUAUCUCCUCUCCUCUAUGCCCGUUAUGUCAUUUGGAAGAUGAAACAGUUGAGCAUCUCAUUCGCUCUUGCCCUAUUUCUGUUGUUAUUCUUUCUGAUGUUCUCCCUGUGGUUUUUUGUUUUGCUGUGUGGGGAAUCUGGCUCCAUCGGAACCAACUCAUUCAUAGAUCGAAUCCGUAUGGUACUGCCAUUUCAAAAAGGCUGAUCCUUGAGAAAGCCUCUAAAUUCUGGGCAGGGCAGUCCCUACCAACCCCUCCUUCUCGUGGAUCCUCUUUCUUUAAAUGGUCCAAACCCCUCUCUCCCUUUAUUAAACUUAACACAGAUGGCUCUGUCCUUGGGAACCCAGGUGGAGCCGCUUCGGGAGGUUUGUUUCGAGAUCAUAAUGGUAGUUGGAUUCUUGGAUUUGCCAGAAAAAUUGGAAUCACUAGCAGCCUUGCUGCUGAGCUUUGGGCUUUGAGAGAUGGCCUUGCCCUUGCUGUUACUUAUUCCUAUUCUCACCUAAUUGUUGAAACGGAUUCCAGUACUGCUUUUAAUUUCAUGAUGAAUACUGCUUGUGUUUCUCAUCCCCUCAGUUCUCUGAUCUUGGAUUGCAGGGAUCUCCUCAGACUCAUCUCCUAUGUUCAGAUAUUUCAUAUCAAGCGUCAAUCGAAUAUGGCUGCUGAUCAAAUUGCUAGAAUGGGACAUUCACUGCAGCAGGAUUUUGUUGUUCUUCCUCACUGUCCCGUUAAUGUCAAACUUUUAUGUAUUUUAGAUAUUAUGGGAUAUGAAUUUCCCAGGAACAACUAUAGAUCUGGCCAGCGGGUGAAUCCUGCUAAAUCGAAGAUUUUCUUCUCCAAAAAUGUGUCUAUUAACAAUAGGGAGUCCCUUUCUGCUAUCUUGGGCUUUCCUUGCACGGAGGACCUUGGUACUUAUCUAGGUCGUGUCACCCUCACUUCUUCGGUCUUAGCGGCUAUCCCUAAUUAUUAUAUGCAAACCAUGCUUUUACCUGCUUCAGUUCAUACUGAGUUAGACCAAAUAUCUCGAAAUUUCAUUUGGGGAUUAGAAGAUAACCAAAAGAAGAUUCAUCUAGUUGGGUGGCAGACUGUCACCCAACCUAAGGAUCUUGGAGGGCUGGGACUCAAAAGUUCCAAGGAAGCUAACGUAGCAGCAAUGAGUAAACUCAACUGGAGAUUGUACAUGGAGAAGGAUAAACUUUGGUGUAAUAUUUUUCGCAGCAAGUAUAAUCUCUCUGAUUGUCAUUCCCCCCUCCCUGCAUCUGGCUCUCCCAUUUGGAAAGCCAUUAUUAAGGGAUAUGAUAUUUUUAAGGCUGGUAUUAAGUGGAUUCCACGAUCUGGUGGGAAUGUGAGAUUCUGGACUGAUUGUUGGUGUUGUGAUAUCCCACUUAUUUCUUGGAUAUAUGGUCCUCAUACUCCUGGCUUCGAGCUCAUCACUGUUGCUGAAUUUUUCAAUGUUGGUGCAUCCGCUGCUGAUCUUAUUGCUUAUCCCAUUCCUAUCGACAUUGAACCCUUUAUCCAUGCUGUUCCUAUAUCUCUUUUUGCUUUAAGAGAAGACACUUUUGCUUGGGUUGGUAGCUCUAAUGGGUCUUUCUCAUCUGCCUCUGCUUAUUGUAUUACAAAGCAUCUCCCUCUUAAGCCUUUGGAGGAUUGGAGAUGGGGUUGGGGGUACCCAAGCAAGAUAGCCAACGAUGAUGUGAAGGGGGAUGAGACUGAGAAGAAGAAAGGGAGGCUCCUCAACCGAAGAGAAAACCCUAGAGAGAUAUUUGUUGUCACCAAACCCUAACCCUAAGAGAGGUGCCUGGGAAUCCUUUUUCAUCAAAUUUUGAUAGAGGUGCUUACUGCAAUUCUGCUUCUUUGUCACUGCUGCAUUUCUCUGUCACUAAAAUUUCACUCAGUCC